Molecule: messenger RNA, 867 nt
Organism: Saccostrea cuccullata (small rock oyster)
Lineage: Eukaryota; Metazoa; Mollusca; Bivalvia; Ostreida; Ostreidae
Exons: 2
Coding region: 1-867 (288 amino acids)
Biological process (GO): inflammatory response; immune response; toll-like receptor signaling pathway
Cellular component (GO): plasma membrane
Molecular function (GO): transmembrane signaling receptor activity
Source: RefSeq, a predicted model, not a curated record
AUGGAAUUAAUUGGCAGUGGUGUUUUGCCAAAUAUGCCUCCAACACUUGAGAAGCUGUCAUUCGCUUUAAACCGACUCACCACAGGAAAAUAUCUUUUUGAAUUUUCCUCUCUGCGUAAAUUGAAGGAAUUUAACAUGACGUUGCUUUUAAGACCUACAAAACAUUCUCAGGAUCUCUUUGAGAGAUGCUAUGAAAAGAAGGAUUUUACAGUCUUAGUUGAGUCAAGUAAAAGUCAGAACCAAGGAUAUUCAGGCUUACAGAGGUACUUCCUGUAUAAAUGUAAACGACUUAAUGAUUCUAUAAGUUCAUCUACGAGACCAGAAGAUUUUAAUAAUCUUCCUGAUGAUGCAGAUUUAGUGGGUGCCGGAGCUAAAGAAAGCUAUGAGCAAAGCAGAUACAAUAAUAAAAACCCGGCUAAACCGCAAUAUUCUUUUCAUGCUUUUAUAUCCUAUGUCGGAAAAAAUAGAGGGUUCGUAUUCCAAAAGAUGAAACCAAUAUUAGAAUCUAAAGGUUUGAAGUUAAUAAUUCGUGAUAUUCACUUCGAAAUUGGUAAUUCUAAAAUUGACAACAUCAUGAAAGCCAUCAGCAGGAGUAACAGAACUAUUUGUGUUGUGUCAAAAGAGUAUCUCAAAUCAAAAUGGCGGACAUAUGAAUUAAAUAUGGCAAAAAUGGAAGGAAUAAAUAAGAGAGGAUCUUUAGGAUAUGUCCAUCUAAUUCUGAUGCCUGAUUUGUUUGAAGGGGGCUGUGACACAGCUAUAAAAGAUUUUAUAGAGGAAAAAUAUUUUCUUGACUAUCCACCGGAAGAUUCAUCCUUGCAGAAGGAAUUCUGGGAAAAUCUUUCUUCUAUUAUAAGGAGUCCAUGCUAA